CCUCUCUGUAAAGUUUAAAUAUCCUCUUCUCGUACAACAUUUUUAAGUCUGUUGUUGUUCAGCAGCCACGUCUGAAAGCUUUCCAGGACUCGUUGGCUCAUUUGCAACCAGAAAAAUGUCCAAAAAGGGAUUUAAAGUUGAGAUUUUUGUAGUUGUUGUGUGUUGGUUCUGCUGCAGUAGAGCUCUGCCACUAAAACCCAACCGGGAGGUUUUAAACGACAGACCUGUAAUUGGCAUCUUGACUAUGAUAGUUUCAGAUGAGGUCAUGAAACCUUUUGGAAGAACUUACAUUCCUGCCUCUUAUGUGAAGUACGUAGAGUCUGGAGGCGGCAGAGUAAUGCCAAUCAGAUUAACUCUUACUACUUCUGAGUAUGAAAAGAUCUUCAAGAGUAUAAAUGGCCUGAUUUUCAUUGGCGGAGCUACAGAUUUGGAAACUUCUGACUUUGCCAGAGUGGCCAGGAUUUUCUAUAAACUUGCACUGGAGGCCAAUGACGCUGGGGACUAUUUCCCCAUGUGGGGCACGUGUUUGGGCAUGCAGUUACUCACCGUCCUGGUAGCAGGCGAAAACCUGCUGUCGAGGACGACAGCAGAGAAUGUAGCUUUGCCCCUCAACCUCACCACAGAUGCUCAUUCCAGCAGGAUGUUUAAGGAUUUCCCUGAAGAUCUGGUCAAAGCAAUCACACAAGAACCUCUCACUGGCAAUUUUCAUCAUUAUGGCCUUGAAGUACAGGCCUUUCAGGAGAACGAGAAGCUGCGGAGCUUCUUCACCGUCCUCUCCACCAACGUUGCCGAGAACGAAGCUCACUUCAUCUCCACCUUGGAAGGUAAAAGGUAUCCCUUCUACGGGGUGCAGUGGCAUCCGGAGGUCAACCGUUUUCAGUGGGACAGGAAUCUGAAUUUCCCUCACUCCUCCCAUGCUGUUCAUUUAUCAUCUCUGCUGGCCGAGUUUUUCAUCAAUGAAGGAAGGAGAAGUUCACAUCAUUUCGACAAUCUGGAGGAAGAGGAGUCAUCGCUGAUUUACACCCACACACCCCUCUACGCUGGAAACUUCACAGCGUACGAGCAGGUUUACUUCUUCUGAGAUCCCUGGAUCCAUGUCUGCAGCUCUCCACAUCCAAAUGUGCUCGCGCUGAUUACAGAAAAACCUCUGAGCCGAGGCCUGACUCAUCCCUGUCGUUUCUAGGUGCUCUAUUCUUAUAAUCAGGAAGUCUUCGCUUCUGCAUUAGUAACUUUGGAGACUCAAAAGAAGUGAUUUAAAGCAUCAGGAAGUGAUUUUUGCUAAAAUAAAAUCUGUUUGGAACUUUUCUCCAUGGCUUCAUAUGUGACCCUGAACAUGAACUGCUGUAGUACUUUUGUAUUCAUCUUGUGAGUCAUGAUUUAUCUGCAAUUAAUUGAAAAAAUAACCUUUUAAAGUCUUUAAUGUAUAAUUAUUCAUAUUAUUUACAAUUAUUUUCCAUUUGAAACCAGUUAAUCUCUGAAAUCUAUGAAAUAUAGCAAUGUUUCAAUUUAACAGAAAGAUAUGUUUUUCCCAAAUAUAAUAAAAAAAUGUGAUUUAAUUUUACAAGAUAUCUGCUUAAUUGAUUAUUUGAACCCCAAUAAACUCUGGUGCUUUGCGAUGUUUCUAUCUAAUAGAAAGACACUUUUACCAAAAAAAAAAAAAAAAAACACUCAGACACAUAAGAAAAAAAA
This is a messenger RNA of Oryzias melastigma (Indian medaka), 1689 nucleotides long. RefSeq names its product gamma-glutamyl hydrolase (gene gghl). Lineage: Eukaryota; Metazoa; Chordata; Actinopteri; Beloniformes; Adrianichthyidae. The record is from RefSeq and is a predicted model, not a curated record. Gene Ontology annotation, molecular function: gamma-glutamyl-peptidase activity. The coding region runs from base 116 to 1081 and encodes 321 amino acids. The transcript is spliced from 9 exons. Gene Ontology annotation, cellular component: vacuole. Gene Ontology annotation, biological process: tetrahydrofolylpolyglutamate metabolic process.